AUGGGAAGAAUAUGUACCGAGAUCGAGGAAAAUAAUAUGGAAUUCUUCAGAGUUAUUUGCGAUAAUUUGAAAAUAGAAACUUUCGAACAAUUCGAAUACAUUGCAAAACAAGUUUUCGUGAAUGACGACGAAGACCACAACGACGAUGACAACAACAACAACAACAACAACAUGUUCGUUACGUGGGGUAGAAUCGCCACCCUGUUGACAUUCUGCGGAAAGAUGGGCGAGCAGGGCAAUGCCAACGUACCUUGCUGGACCGUACGUUUCGUCGAUCGGUAUCUGGAAGAUUGGAUUAAGCGUCACGAUGGAUGGGACGGAUUCGUUGAUUUCUUUUCUCCAACACCGAUGCCCGUAUCGAAACCGAUGAUCGUCGGUUUGGGAAUUAUUGGACUGUUGUGCAUAAUCACCAUGUUGAAAAAUAAAUAA
Molecule: messenger RNA, 429 nt
Organism: Anneissia japonica
Lineage: Eukaryota; Metazoa; Echinodermata; Crinoidea; Comatulida; Comatulidae
Product: apoptosis regulator Bcl-2-like
Exons: 1
Coding region: 1-429 (142 amino acids)
Biological process (GO): regulation of apoptotic process
Source: RefSeq, a predicted model, not a curated record